Messenger RNA from Ceratosolen solmsi marchali, 1270 nucleotides. RefSeq names its product zinc finger and BTB domain-containing protein 24. The record is from RefSeq and is a predicted model, not a curated record. NCBI's taxonomy places the organism in Eukaryota, Metazoa, Arthropoda, Insecta, Hymenoptera, Agaonidae. The coding region runs from base 181 to 1236 and encodes 351 amino acids. The transcript is spliced from 5 exons.
UCUCUGUUUAUAGAUUUAUUAUACCGACUUUGCGGCAUUCUGGCGCUCAAUGCUUGAGUAGUUAUAAAUAAAUAUAUAUAUUUUCAUUUGUACGAAAAAAUAUUAAUUGCCGAUUCAUAAAUUAUGAAUUUUCAAAUGUACGUUAGUCUGUAAAAAAGUUUUUUUGAAAAUAACGGAAGUAUGACUCUCCGUUGUUGUGCCCGCGUUUGUGAAUCUGAUGAAAAUACAACAGUUAACGGUGACAAAAUCAAAUUUUAUCGAUUCCCAUCGGAUAAGAAGUUACAGCAACAAUGGGAAAGUAUAUGUAAAAUAUUUGAUGGGAAAGACAAAAAUCAAAACCUACGAUUACUCUGUGAACUUCAUUUUGACAAAAAUUGUUUUAAUUCUGGAAAUCAGCUUAAACCUGAUGCAGUUCCUAAAAAUAAUAAAAUGAAGAGGACAGCAGAAUAUGCUGAACUUGAAUCUAUUAAAGAUGAAAAUCACAAAUUACCAGAAAUUUCUUCAGAAAAUAUAAAAGAAAGUUUGGAUAACAACAAUAAAAAUCAUAUCUAUGACACCACACGGCAACACGACUCGUACCGUCUAACAGUUCAAAUUGAUAAAAUUUACUUACGCCCUUGUCCAAAGUCUAAAAAAAUUAAUCAAAUGAAAAUCAAUUUUAAGAAACCUCUAAAAAUAGAAGAAGAGUUAAAUGAAGUUUCUCAUCAAUGCGUAAUAUGCAAAAGAACGUUUACAGUUAUAUCAGAACUUUAUAUACACCUAAAAGAACAUUUAACCUGUGAUAUAUGUAAAUCAGAAUUCUCAUCCAAAAAGUUAUAUUACAAACAUCGCAAACUACAUGAAAGUAAAAUAACACAAUUUCCUUAUAAAUGCCAUGUUUGCGAUUUGCUGUUUGAAACAAAAGAAGCUAUAAGUACUCAUAAUCAUGUAACAUUAGACAAGUAUAAUGAUUUAACUGGAAAAAACAGAAUUCAAUAUUGCAAAACUUGUAAUAUGACAUUUAGGAAUAAAUCUAUAUACAGGAAGCACUUAAAUUCACACGUUGAAAUGUCAUCCAUAACACAGAAUGCUGACCAGACAGUAACUACAUUAAUGCCAGCGGUAUCUGCUGUUGGACACCUCAGACCAGUCAUAUUUAAUUGUAGAGUUUGCAGUCAAAACUUUACUAGUAUAGCUGAAAUUGAUAAACAUACAAGAAAUCAUAUGAAAGAAUUGAAAUUCGAUUAUAAAGAAUAGCUCCAGUAAUACUAAAAAAUGUUUAAGAAGCUCC